This is a messenger RNA of Phialemonium atrogriseum, 1752 nucleotides long. RefSeq lists its product as uncharacterized. The record is from RefSeq and is a predicted model, not a curated record. Bases 1 to 1752 code for a protein of 583 amino acids. Lineage: Eukaryota; Fungi; Ascomycota; Sordariomycetes; Cephalothecales; Cephalothecaceae. The transcript has 3 exons.
AUGCCGUCGGCUAAGAAAACCCCAGCUAAGGCUGGAAAGACCGUCGCUAAGACGCGUCAGAACGAAACCCGCAAGGCUGUGACCUCCCCGGAGCUUACCACACCCACCCCGGGCAGAAAGAAGAAGACCCGAAAGGCGUGGCCGUACACUCAUAUCCCUCCCAAGCCCGAAGACACGGCCAGAAAUGGUCGCCAUGAGGGACGCAACUUGAUCACUUGGACUCGUCCUCGUAUGGCCGAGAAGUUGUUGCUCCACAUCCAGUACGAAUGCCAUCGCUACAAGAUUGACCUCCCUUGGGAGAGUAUUUCCCAUCGCCUGCAUCCGGGCUCGUCCGGUGGUGCUAUCAUGCAGCACUUCAACCGACUUCGUUCGCACCUAGUCGCCGAAGGCCACCUCGUGCCUCCGGUCUGCCAGAAGCCCGGCACUGAUGGUGCCGAUGUGACUGUUCGUGGGUACAUCCGGAAGUACCCCGACUCUGAUGAUACUGUCACCACGCGUGAGGUCCCCUUCACCGAGCCCAUGGAGGAUCGUAAGUUCAAUCUGCCCGAUGCCUACAACAACAAGCGCAUCAGCACCAGUUUCAAGCGUGAGCAAAUGGGCGGUCGAAAGCGCAAGGGUAAGGCCACGGGCGCCGCUGUGAAGCGAUCCAAGACUGCCUCGCCCGAGGUCGACUUGGCCGACCUUGAUAGUGAUGGCGACUAUAAUCCCGGCCGCGAGACCCGGUCCAUCAGCGUUCGUCGCUCUAGCCGAUCCAAGAUGACUAGAUCGUUCAUCGAGGACCACGAUGACCACGAUGACCACGAGGAACUCGAGGCGAGCUUCGGAGCUGAGCAGGACGUCGAAUCCGAUGACGACGAUGACCAGACCGGCGAAGAGGCCGAUGAUGAAGCCGAGCAAACUGGUAUCGAGGAUGAAACCGAGCACACCGGUAUCGAGGAUGAAGCUGAGGGCACCGGUGUCUAUGCUGAAUACGAGAUUGAUGUGAUCGAUGGCGACGAAGACGAUUAUAGCGAGGACGGCACCGAGGAUGGCGAAGUCGAUGUUGUCAACGAUCCACCUGCUCCCGUCAGCCUUCCGGUUCCUAAGCAGGAGCCCUCGGAGAACUCCGAUUUCUUCAACAAUGCCGUCCCGUAUAACAACAACGACAUGAUGUACGCCAACUCUCACAAUGGCAUGAUGAACGCCAACUCUCAUGGCGGCAUGAUGAACGCCAACCCUCAUGGCGGCAUGAUGAACGUCAACCCUCAUGGCGGCAUGAUGAAUAUCGGCUAUCACAACGGCAUGAUGAACGCCAACCAUCACAACGGGAUGAUGACCACCAACUAUCACCACGGCAUGAUGAAUUUCAACCCCCAAAACGGCAUGAUGUAUACCGGCCCUAGUGGUUUGGAGUAUGUCGCCUCUGCCAGCGGCAAUGACUAUGUCCCAUACAACUAUGCCCGGGUUGGCCAGUAUGCAUUCCAGCACCCUGGUCAGGUCACUUUCGGACAUGGCUCGGUUUCCCACACGAGCUCCUACUCUCCAGAGUCUAUCAAUGGUCCGGCGCCCCAUGGCUCUGGAGGCAUCGACCCCAUGGCGAGCAAUCACCAGAUUCCUCACGGCCUGCCUGUUCCGCAGCACCAGUUUGGCCACUCUCUCGUGCAGAAUGCCGGUGCCUGGGUCAAUGGUCUUGAAUGCAUCGAAGACCCUUUCUAUGGUUUCAGCAAUGGUGACGAUAACGAGUGCGAUGACAAGUCCAGUGUCCAACACUAA